AUGGCGGAGAUGUGGGCAGAGAUCUUUACGUAUCUCAAAGAAGAUGCUGUCCUUUUAGAGUGGCUCAGCUCAGAGGAUGAGGCAAGGACCCUCCACACAGUCAACAUUGCUAAGGCAAGAGAGUGGCAGGCUGCCCUGGCUUAUCAAGGGUUCGAUGUUAAGAGGGUGCUUAGAAAUCUAAGAGCCAACUACAAUACAUACAUGCAAGACACCCCUGGUGCGGCCACUAAGUAUGAAGUGCCAGUCAAGGAUGCUGAUGGAGACAGAAUGGUAACUUACACCAAUAAGGAGCUUUUGGCAUCAGACAUCCAAUUCCUUGUAACCGUAUUUGCAGUGAGAGGGUGCAAAUGGGAAGAAGUGAUCAACAAAUCAGAGGCAUGGUUGAUUGGGAUUCUAGACAUGCUGAAAGGGAAACUAGGACUGACCGUUGAUUCUAAUGCUGCUGGGGUUGCUCUGCCUCCAGACACAAUCACCAUUGCUAGAAUUUCUGCUUGUUUCCCUAUCACCAUAUGCAAAUUGUUCCAUGAGGGAAUAGGAAAACUGUUAGUCUCUCAUGAGCAAGUUGGACUGGAUGAAGGCAUCUCUAAAGCUGUCCUGUGCCCAUACUUCUCUUCUUGCAUCCCCAAGGAGUGGGUUGAUGUUGAGAGGAACGUUAAUCUCUUCUUUCUCUUGGUCCAUGUUGUAGUUGAUGAUCACAUUCACAGGGGGACUAAGAAUUACACCUGCCUUGAUGAUAUGUUUAACUACUACCGUGCGUCUUAUGACUCAGUGGCUAUGCCCCCAGGCCCUAGGAAGAAGUUCUGUUUACAUAAGAGUUGCAACUGCCCAUUCCAUAGGGUUUUGCAACGAAAUCCUCCAUGCUGCUUCCGAAGCCGAGGCGAGGAUUAG
Molecule: messenger RNA, 888 nt
Organism: Phaedon cochleariae (mustard beetle)
Lineage: Eukaryota; Metazoa; Arthropoda; Insecta; Coleoptera; Chrysomelidae
Source: the annotation of a GenBank genome assembly